AUGGCGAGCGUGCAGCCGCCGGGCUUCCCCGUGUCCGUCAACGUGGCUCGCUUCGACGUGGAUGGCGCCCCGACUGAUGUGGUGGUGUCAAAGUACGAGGACUGCGUAAUGCUGGUGGCCUCCCAGAUAGGCGCCUUCGGAACCAUCCUCAGCGCCAGCUGCCCAGCUCUGCUCCGCAUCACAACAUGGCUCAACCUGGGCGGCAGGCCGGACGCGUCUGCCGAGGGCCGCACCACCUACAGCACGACUGUGCUGCUGGGCAAGAGGGACGAGCCAUUACUCACACUGGCGGCGCGGCAGCUGGUCGAGGCGUCCGUGGAGGCCGGCAACACGCGGCCGUUGACGGUCAGCCUAGGCCUGAAGCAUCACACCCUGGGGGGCGUCAAGCAGCUAGUGGGGGCCAUCAAGGACGGCGGCCUGCUGCGGUGA
Monoraphidium neglectum is the source of this 429-nucleotide messenger RNA. RefSeq lists its product as hypothetical. NCBI's taxonomy places the organism in Eukaryota, Viridiplantae, Chlorophyta, Chlorophyceae, Sphaeropleales, Selenastraceae. The transcript has 3 exons. The record is from RefSeq and is a predicted model, not a curated record. Gene Ontology annotation, biological process: proteasome assembly. The coding region runs from base 1 to 429 and encodes 142 amino acids.